Molecule: messenger RNA, 1470 nt
Organism: Fusarium venenatum
Lineage: Eukaryota; Fungi; Ascomycota; Sordariomycetes; Hypocreales; Nectriaceae
Molecular function (GO): NADP binding; N,N-dimethylaniline monooxygenase activity; flavin adenine dinucleotide binding
Source: RefSeq, a predicted model, not a curated record
AUGCCUCAGAACAUCCGACGCGUGGCCGUCAUUGGAGCCGGUCCAGCCGGUGCCAUUGCGACAGACGCUCUUGUCAAAGAAGAAGCUUUUGAUACAAUUCGCGUCUUUGAUCGCAGAAUCGUAGUCGGAGGAACAUGGGUCUACACACCACAUCUACCACCUAAAGUCCCCUCGCUGGAGGCUCUGGUCGCUGGAGAAGCGGAUCAACGUAUUCCUAUUCCAGAAUAUCUACCAGCCGUGACUCCAUUCAAUGAGAAAGUCAAUAGCCAUCAGCACAGGUACUCAGACACGCCAAUUCAUGAAAAUCUGCAUAGCAACAUCGCACCUGAGAUUAUGGGCUACACUGAAGAGCCUCUACCGAACAAAUUAUCACAGCAGACGCUGAAAGAAUAUGGGCCAGGUGCUCCAUUUCGGCAUCACACCGUUGUUCGCCAGUGGGUUGAAGACAUCUUUAUUCGCGGCGACCAUGACAAGCUGCUCGAACUCAGAACGACGGUGGAGCUCGUUGUCAAAGAGGGAGAUGAAUGGGUGAUAACUCUGCGAAAGGUUGUCAACGGAAGCAAUUACUGGUGGAAGGAGAGGUUUGAUGCUGUGGUUGUUGCCUCAGGCCACUACAACGUGCCCUGGUUUCCUGUGGUUCAAGGAUUCCUAGAAUACAACCAGAGAUUCCCUGGUGCAAUUCUUCACAGUAAGCACUUCAGAGGAGGCCGACACUACAAAGGAAAGCGUGUUAUCGUCGUUGGAGCUUCAGUGUCCUCCGUCGAGGUAAUGUACGAGAUCCUAGACUUUAUAGACGGCCCAGUCUACGCUUCUGUACGAGACGAGCCCAUCGAGUACUACGGAUGGGUGCCUUUGGAACAUCCAAAGAUCUCCGUCAAACCAGCCAUCGAUCGUCUGGACCCAAGGACUGGCCGUGUCUAUUUCACAGAUGGGUCUUUUCUCGACGACGUAGACCACAUCAUCUACGGAACAGGCUACACGUUCAGUUUUCCAUUUCUCCCUGCUGUUCAGGAGCGCGUUAAGAAUGCUUAUCGACGAUUACCUGGAGUGUAUCAACACACUUGGGAUAUGGAGGAUCCAACAUUGACUUUCGUUGGAAUGAUCGGAAGUUUCACCUUCAAAGCAUACGAAUGGCAAGCUGUUGCCGUCGCUCGUUUCCUGGCUGGCCGCUCCAAGCCCCUUCCACCAAUCGAGGACCAGCGAGAAUGGGAGCGCAAACGCGUGUUGGAGAGACGAGGAGGCAAAUCAUAUUACAGCAUUGGCCCUGACUAUCAAGGGUUCUUCGAAUGGUUCAGGGAUAUUGCAGGAGAACCUGUCAAGGGCACAACAGGACGUUAUCUGCCCCCUUUCGAAGCACGUUGGUUAGUCAUCUGGGGCAGCAUGUUUCUUCCCAAGUUGGACCGUUGGAGAUGGAAGAGGAAAGAGGCUGAAUGGAAGCAAGAGUUCAAGGCCAAGCUUUCCAGGAUAUAA